Molecule: messenger RNA, 207 nt
Organism: Dentiscutata erythropus
Lineage: Eukaryota; Fungi; Glomeromycota; Glomeromycetes; Diversisporales; Gigasporaceae
Source: the annotation of a GenBank genome assembly
CAAAUUAAGGAUUAUCCAGAAGUUAAAAUUUUUUGGGAUAAUAAAGAUAUCCGGCGUACCAAAGUACAAAACGAACUAAAAACUUUACAGAUUGAAACUGAAAAUUUAGAUUAUGCUCUCAACCGAGGAAAGGAAUUGGACCUGCAUGCUAAUAUAAUUGGAAAUAAAAGGAAGUCAAUAUUGCAAGGGAUGCAGAAUGAUGAAAAU